AUGUGGGAUUUCUUGCGUCGACCGUUCGAAGACUGCAAAAGCUACUGCGACGUGUUGGAUCCGUACUACUACAGCAAGACCUCGCCCGGGGUUCGCAGGAAUCCACCCAAAUUUGAUCGAGCAUGUUGGGAGAACGACCUCAAAUACGAUUUCUCUCUAUCGCGCCCCCCGCCGUCAUUUCAGUCUUCGUCUAGUGGCCGUAUGCAAUUCACAUUGUCGCGUUCACGGUCACAAUCACGCUCAGCGUCAGUGUUGCACGAGGAGGAAGAGGAACAACAGGUCCAGUUCUUGUUCUACGGUGGCAGCGACAUCUCGACGCCUGUGUCAGUAGGGAAGCUGUGUUCCAGUGGAUACCGCAGCGAUGUGAUCUGCACGCCAAUGCGACUGGUGAGUCAACCACCACGGAUCAGCCACGAAAUACCGUGCUUCUUCUCGCCGAGGGAUACGCCUAUGAUGUCGCCGAUGUCGGCGCCUAUCUACUCGCCACAUCUCUUCCAGAUCAACGAACAGCGAUGGCGACUUCGGCCCAGGCACAAUGGGCGAUAUCUCAAAUGAACGAUAUUAAAUGCAUACAUAUAAUAAACAUUGUUCUUGAGGCUCUAAAAAGCUAUUUACUACUG
Messenger RNA from Phytophthora nicotianae INRA-310, 620 nucleotides. RefSeq lists its product as hypothetical. The transcript has a single exon. Lineage: Eukaryota; Oomycota; Peronosporomycetes; Peronosporales; Peronosporaceae. The coding region runs from base 1 to 555 and encodes 184 amino acids. The record is from RefSeq and is a predicted model, not a curated record.